AUGGUCAUCGGCCUUCUUAUCCUCACCUCUAUUCCUACCGUGACGGGUGUCGCUCAAGCCAUCCAUGGGCAGAAGAAGCACAAGGAGCGCGAGAAAGAUGCAAAGCGCAUGCAAAAAUUCUACAUCGAUGUCUACUGUGAAGCCCAGAGCUCCUGGACACGUGAAAUCCACGAGAAAAGGCUUGUUUUGAGAGAUGACCGCGUGUGGAUAGGCCCGCAUGAAGCUUUGAAUCCGUGCAAGGAAGGAUAUGUCGCCGAAGCGUUCUAUAUUGAGUACCCAGACAACGAGAGAGUUCCUGUUCCCAUCGGCCUUGUUAGUCAAGUUCGGGACGAUCCUCCGUUGUUGAACUGGAUAUAUGUGGACAAAGACACGAUGGAGUUAAAGUAUGGUAACAAAUCAGCAAGCAUAGAGCAUCAUGUUGGGCCAUGGGAUUGGACUGAAGAUGAGGAGGGUAUAACUUUUGAUGAAAGCGAGGCUUUUACAGCUGUGGAAGAUCCCUCAACACGAAGAUGGCAAAUAUAUUAUGACAUGGACAACGACGGACUCAGUCGAUUUGUGCCGAAAGGGAGACGGAAGUUCCAGGUCAGUCUGGAAAGGACUUUGAUACCAGGAGCAGAGGGCGGAAAAUAG
Messenger RNA from Cladophialophora psammophila CBS 110553, 630 nucleotides. RefSeq lists its product as uncharacterized. The transcript is spliced from 2 exons. The record is from RefSeq and is a predicted model, not a curated record. NCBI's taxonomy places the organism in Eukaryota, Fungi, Ascomycota, Eurotiomycetes, Chaetothyriales, Herpotrichiellaceae. Bases 1 to 630 code for a protein of 209 amino acids.